AUGAGGCCAACAACAGUCCUGAGGUAUCUGAAGCCUAGCCCUUCACCACAUGCAUUGAUUUACAGACUUUGGGCGAAGCCCGUGGGAAGAUCUUUGUCCUUACUCUUGGCCAGUUACUAUGGUCUUUUUUGGACGUGGGAAUGGCUUGAAAAAGGCGAGAAAGAGUAUGAAGUACACCAGAAAGAGUUGUCUUCGAGCAAAUAG
Messenger RNA from Lachancea lanzarotensis, 204 nucleotides. RefSeq names its product LALA0S03e07206g1_1. The transcript has a single exon. The coding region runs from base 1 to 204 and encodes 67 amino acids. The record is from RefSeq and is a predicted model, not a curated record. NCBI's taxonomy places the organism in Eukaryota, Fungi, Ascomycota, Saccharomycetes, Saccharomycetales, Saccharomycetaceae.